GGGAUUAGAGCCAGAGGCUCCUAAGGAAGAUCAGAGCCCCCCCCCGCAUUGGAGCCAAGCAGGCAGGCGCUCCCUCCUCCGGCACCCCCUCCCCGCAGCCCGGGAACCAAGUAAUCCCCAUCGAUGAGGAGGAGGAGGAAGAGAAGACAAAAGGGGAUUUCAGCUCUGAAGUGACAGCAAGGGAAAGGAGAAGCCGCAGCGGAGGCAGAGCAGAGCUGCAGGUUCUCCAAGGCACCCACCCGGCAGCACGGCCCCAGGAAGGGGGACCCCACCACACACGCGCCUUCCAGCUGUCGGCUUGCUCUCUUCUGCCUUUGAUGCCAUGGGUAACAGCUUCUCCAGCAUCCCUGCACUGCCCAGAGGCAACCAGAGCAGAUUCCACAGGGUCCACCACCAGCACCUCAAAGACUCUAUAGGUGGACCCUUUCCGGCUUCCUCUCACCGAUGCCACCACAAGCAGAAGCAUUGUCUGCCCAUCACGCAGUGCGGAGCUUUGUCAAUAAGCCCACUGCUUUUCCAUCCCCACACCAAGGGGUCCCAGAUCAUCAUGGACACGGCACAGAAGGCAGUGAAGCGGCAGGCCAGCUUCUGCAACGCCAUCACCUUCAGCAACAGGCCUAUCGUGAUCUACGAGCAGGUCAGGUUAAAGAUAACAAAGAAGCAGUGUUGCUGGAGUGGGGCUCUCCGACUCGGAUUUACUUCCAAGGAUCCCUCCCGGAUUAAUCCUGACACAUUGCCAAAGUACGCUUGCCCGGACUUGGUUUCCCAGAGUGGAUUCUGGGCCAAGGCCCUGCCAGAAGAGUUUGCAAAUGAAGGAAACAUCAUAGCAUUCUGGGUGGACAAAAAGGGCCGGGUGUUUUAUCGGGUCAAUGACUCUGCUGCGAUGUUGUUCUUCAGUGGGGUGAGGAUCAUGGAACCCCUGUGGGCUUUGAUUGACGUGUACGGACUCACCCGUGGGGUGCAGCUAUUAGACAGUGAAAUUAUUCCUCCCGACUGCCUGCGUCCGAGAUCUUUCACUGCAAUUCGCCGGCCCUUGCUGCGCAGGGAGACAGAGGACACCCGGCUCUCCGUGAGCCUCUGCGACCUCAACCUCCAGGAAGAGAACUUCCAUGUGCUGGCCACCAUGUGUCCCAUCCCUCAGAAUUCCCUCAAUUCUCAGCAUUCCCAUCUCUUCCCAUCCCAGCUCGAAAGUGACCUCCGCUUCCACCAGCUCAGGGGAGCCCAUGUCAAAAUCCUGGACGACCAAACUGUGGCCCGGCUGGAACAUGCCCGGGAAGAGAGGACUUUGGUUUUCACCAGCAGACCCCUUAGAAUCAAUGAAACCAUUUUUGUCAAAAUUAACAAAUCAAAUGCCUCCCGCUCCGGCACACUGUCAUACGGAGUUACCUCUUGUGACCCUAGUACUCUGAGGCCCAGUGACCUUCCUUAUAACCCAGAGUCGUUGGUUGACAGGAAGGAAUUCUGGGCAGUGUGUAGAGUCUUGGUGCCCCUUCAGAGUGGAGACAUCUUGGGGUUCAUGGUGAAUUCAGAAGGCGAACUGCAUUUGAGUCAUAAUGGUGCCAGCGCCGGCAUGCAGGUCUGCGUGGACUGUUCCCAGCCCCUCUGGAUGUUCUUUGGUUUACAUGGAGCAGUUAUGCAAAUUCGAGUAUUGGGUUCCACCAUAUUGGCCGAGCGACUGGGCCCAUCUACACCGAGCUCUCCCACUUCAGCCCCAAAUUCCCCCACGGUUCUCUGCAGCGGGGUUUCUGAUCCAAUCCUGAGUACGUAUGGCUCCGGUCUGCUCUGCAGCUCCAUCAGCGGCACAGCGCCAAACUCCCCCGUCAGCAUGCCGGAGUCACCCAUCUCCCCAUCUGGCUCAGGGAUCUGGGGGGACGAGUGCACCAUCUGCUACGAGAACAUGGUAGAUACCGUCAUUUACUCCUGUGGACACAUGUGUCUCUGCUACCCGUGUGGGCUGAAACUCAAGAAGAUGGCCAACGCCUGCUGCCCGAUCUGCAGACGGGCCAUCAAGGAUAUCAUCAAAACUUAUCGCAGCACUUAGACCAGCAGCACGGGUUGGGGGGGGGGGCAGACGUGAGAGGAGCGAGGGGUCUCUGUCUUCACUCAUCAUUUGUGAAAUUCAACAUCUGAACCACCCCCAGGAUGCUGGAGGCAGGGAGGGGAGGGUCCUGCUGGUGCCAGCUCUUCCCUUCCCUUUGCCCCUAACGAGUUCUGAACUCCAGCACAUCAGGGAAGUCAAGAUGAACCACUCUUUCCAAUGGGUUUUACAUUUUAAUCUUAAGAAAACAGCUGGAGCCGUUCUUCCUCUUCUACAGCAUGCCCAGGGAUGUCCCCGCCGCUAGGCUAGCGGGAAAGGUGCGGUGAGGCACACCUUCUGCCCGGUGGACAGUGACAGUAGACAGCUGGUGAGUGGCAGUAAUACAGAGAAGAAAGUCGGCCUUUUGGGGGCAACUGACCCCAUUUCACAAAAGCCUCUUAAAAGGGCAGGGCUGCGUGGGCCGUUCGGAAGAGCUGGGUGUCCAGCAGGAGUGCUGGCGGCAAAGGUGUGACAGGGCCAGUCUGGCAGGAGAUACAUUAUAAAGCCAAACCCUUUUGCUGGUGGCGGAAUAGUUCCCAGGAACCCUGCUCACUCGAUGCUCUCCGGGGAGCGGUGGCUGGAAAUCGACGUGCUGAGUGCUGCGUGGGGGGAGAGUGAGGCCCAUGGCAGCGGAUGGGUGUGCAGCAUGUGGUUCCUGCGAAAGACUCUAAGGGGGGCAUGGCUCUGCGUGUCGCCGUCCAGCGAGGUGACGGGGUUACGUUUUCAGCAGCCUUGCCCCAGCGGCCUGGCUCCUUGUGGCACUGCACGACUAUAACCCCACUGCACCGAUGCUUGCUCCUGAGUUCUCCCUGCCCUUCACAAGCCAAAGGCCUCUCCCCUGACCCCUCAAUCAGCACUUGCAAAAAACACUGAGGAAGAAUGUCUACACCUGCCCUCCCACCAAUGCUCUGUUUUUAUGGUAGAGUGUUAAAUGUCUCUCUUUGCUUUAAAGGAAGGAAACUUGGGUGGUGAUUACACGCUCUUGGCCACACUGAUGUGACAGGGUGGUCAAUGCACUUAGUCAUCAACAAGCAAAAAAGGAAGAAAGUGGCUUAAAACAGAUUUUGUUUCUUUGUUUUAAUGAAGGAGCUUCUGAUAAAAAUAAAAUAAAUAAAUAAAUGGAGAUAUCCCAUCUCCUAGAACUGGAAGGGACCUUGAAAGGUCAUCGAGUCCAGCCCCCUACCUUCACUAGCAGGACCAAGUACUGAGUUUGCCCCAGUUGGCCCUCUCAAGGGCUGAACUCACAACCCUGGGUUUAGCAGGCCAAUGCUCAAACCACUGAGCUAUCCCUCUCCCCAAAGGGCCAGAGGUAGGUGGAGGGAAGGGAGAGAACUGGUUUGCUGCUGCUCCUGCUGCCGCCCCAUCAGUUUGAGUGGCCAGGUUCUCUGCACCCCACCCAUUUUGUGUGUCUAUCUGUGAGUCCUUGUGACCACCCAUUCUAGGAAGUGUAGUACUGGGCAGCCGCCAGGCUCGGCCGGGGCUCACUCAGGCCACAACCAUCUCAGUUUAGGUCUGUCAGUCCUCCCUGGUCUGCACCUGCACUACGAGCAAGGCACGCCCCCAUCCCUCUGGGGCUGAGCUGUCCACCCUGGGGGCCCAUUGCGUUCAUGGGGCUCAGCGUGGUGGCAAACGCGAGGCCUAGAGAUUUUUGUGACUAACUGGGGACACCAUAAAGUGGCCUCGUUUUCAGAACGCGACAAGCCCCAUCAGGAAACCAGGCUCCUCUGAACAGACUCGAAUGCGGCACUAAUGAAAACCUUGGAGGAGGGGCUUGAUCUCAGCUAGCUCCCAUUGACCUCAGUGGGAGCUCAAGCAAGGCCCCAGCUUGCUGGGAAGUAUUAGAUGACGCAAGCCUGCUGCUUUCCAGGGGGCUGCACGGCAGAGAAGGCAAGCAAGCUGUGGCUCAUUUAUACUCCUCUCUAGUGUUAAUGGCCCCAGAACACACCUCUUCCCCCCCCCCCCCCCCCCCC
Molecule: messenger RNA, 4047 nt
Organism: Malaclemys terrapin pileata
Lineage: Eukaryota; Metazoa; Chordata; Testudines; Emydidae
Gene: NEURL1
Product: neuralized E3 ubiquitin protein ligase 1
Exons: 6
Coding region: 323-2041 (572 amino acids)
Biological process (GO): nervous system development; negative regulation of Notch signaling pathway
Cellular component (GO): postsynaptic density; plasma membrane
Molecular function (GO): ubiquitin protein ligase activity
Source: RefSeq, a predicted model, not a curated record